AUGAGUAACGGUAAACAAAAAAAAAGUGUUUUUUUUUCAAAAUAAAUGUUUUCAUUAUUACAGAUGCUGCCGUAGCUUCUUCUCCGGACAGUGAAAGCGACGAAGGACCUAUUCCACCGCCCAAAGAAGGAAAAACCGAAGAAAUUUUUGAAGUCGAAAAAAUUCUAAACCACCGACUCGUCGAUAAUGUGAAGCUGCAACUCUUGGUACGUCCCGACUUUCUGCAAAAAUGAAAACAAUCAAUAUGCAAAUGAACGAUCGCAGGUCCGUUGGCUGGGAUAUUCGAGUGAUGAAGACACGUGGGAACCGGAGGUGGAUCUACUUGAAACUGCAGGACAAGCAGUCAACGAUUAUUUGGGCAAAUUGAAAGUAAACGAUGUGACGGAACUAACGGAGAGAAUACAACGACAAAUGCACAAAAAUAAAAGCAAAAAGCGUCCUCGUGAGAAAAGUGACAAAGAGUCGGACGACAGUGACACCAGCUUCAAAAGUUCUGCAAAGAGAUCAGUGAAGAAAAGCCGAAAGUGAGUUCUCGCAAUAUUCAAGAACCACACUCGCUUUUCUGAUGGCUCUCACCAUGAUGCAAACUCAUCUAAAAGGCAAAAAUGUAACUUGUUCGCAGGUCGACAAAGAAUAAUUCGAAAAGCUCGAGAAAGUCUCCGAAAGUGCCGACGAAAGCAGCCGUGAAAUCGUACGAAGCCACCCCUACCGCUGCUCCUCCCGCUGCUGCGAACAACGCGAAAAUAGCCGCUUUGGUGGUGAGCCGGCGUCGGUUCUUCGAGGAGUCUUCGGAUGAAGAGCCGGAUGCCCCGGAUGUGCCCCUUCAGGAGAGUGAUAUCGACAAGAUAGCGAACAAAGUGAAGGUGAAGUCGAAGGCGAUCAAAGAAGCGGAAGCGGCAGAGAAUGCAGUAAAGACGAUACAGGAAGAAGUGAAGAGCCCCUCUCCACAGCCGUGCUGCUCUUCUUCGUUCACUUCAGCAUCCACUUCCAAGGUAACGUUUAGAAGUGAAAAUCUCUAAAGGGUUUCCGAUUAUAGAACCAAAGUAAAACCCGUGAAGUACCCUUCGCGGCUGAACCUACUUCUUCUGCUUCUUCCGAACCUGCUCCCACAGCAAAAGGUUAGUAUUCAUUGAAGAUGAAUCACUGAAAAACAGAAACUUUCAUUUCAGAAACCCGAUGGUUCGUCAAUGGAAUCGUUCGCCACGUAGACGAACGGAACUGCCGCAAAAAGCUCGUCCUCAUGACCAACAAAGAGACCGGAGUCAGAAAAGUUCUAGAAGCUAACGGUGAGCAUUCGCUAAAAAUGUGAAAAUCCUCAUUGUUGUACUUCAGAAGCGUACGAGCUCGACGGAUGGGCCCUGACUAAGUACCUUCUCGAUCGGUGCGAAUUCUGAUUCGGAGACUGCUUUACCACGGCGAUAAAUCAGAAUCAAUUAGCAAUGAAAAUAGUUCUGAUUAUGUACAAUUCUGAUCUGGAAACGUUCUGAUUUAGAAUAACAUUCCCAUAUCCUCUCAUUGAUUAUAGUAUGUUAUCUUACUGUCUAUCUAUGUUCUAUUCGCGUAUUUUAAUCAUUCAAUAUAUUGUCAAACGUUCCACGUUCCUUUUUGAAAAAUAUUUGCCAUUGUUUUUUAUAUCUGUAAAAUUCUAAUAAUUUUGCGUUUUCUCUUGUGCUCUAUCGGUUUCGAGACCGCAAAUCGAUUUCUUCUCAUUUUCGUCUGCUUUUCUAUUCGGAGCUCUUUUUCAGUAAUGCACAGAAGAUGAGCGAUCGGCACAUGUCCAGUAUUUUCCCGGAAUGCGAUCAAUUAAAGCAGGUAUGCCUCCAGAUGCUCGUAUCAAUCACUGAAAAAGAAUACAAGGUUUCAGAUCUACGACAAGUGCUUCACAGAGUUCUUCCAGAAGUUUAUCACGCCAAACUACAGACAUCAGUACGCAGUAAAUCCGUGUGAAAGGCUACAUGACGUCUACAAACGAUGCGUUGAAGAGGUGGGCGGUUUCUGAAUUCAAAUCAGAGAACAUCGGAUAUUUUCAGAGAUUGGCCACGCAGAGACCGUUCGAAAUCGACUUAAACGAAAUCAGAAAAGAGUAUCUGAAUACGGACGACGACAAGCUGAAAGACAGGCAGAAUCAACAGACGUCGGAGUUCGAACACAAGUGA
Molecule: messenger RNA, 2156 nt
Organism: Caenorhabditis sp. 36 PRJEB53466
Lineage: Eukaryota; Metazoa; Nematoda; Chromadorea; Rhabditida; Rhabditidae
Source: the annotation of a GenBank genome assembly